AUGAUUGCUUCGUCCAAGUCCACUAAUGCCCCCAAGAACACCGAUGGUUUUGAUGUCGGUACAAGUACUUUCACUACUAUCCAUAAUGUCUAUGUCAGCAACCAGGAUGACUGCAUUACCUUCAAGCCCGGCGCAAACUAUGCUACCGUCGACAACGUAACGUGCGCCGGAACAAACCACGGCGUCAGCAUCGGCUCAUUGGGAGAGAGCGGAGACAAUACCGUGACAAACAUCUAUGUCACCAAUCUCAGCGUGAGCGGCUGCAGCAAGGCCGCUGGUAUCAAACUAUAUGCGUCUGGACCCGACUACGGAACAGCCACGGUCCACAACGUUACUUAUCAAGGCGUCACCGUUGAUGACUGUGAUUAUGGUCUUCAGAUUCAGAGCUGCUAUAAUAGCAAUAGUUCAUACUGUGCAGAGUAUCCCACCACUGCGUCGUUGACGGAUGUCUAUUUCAAGGAUUUCUCAGGUACGACCAGUGGGAAACAUGGAUCUGUAGUGGCGAACUUGGACUGUUCUGCUGAUAUGACUUGCGAUGUUUAUGUUGAGAACUUUAGUAUCAAGCCACCUAGUGGCACGGCUGAGGUGUUGUGUGCAAAUUUUGAUGGUAGUCCAGGCGUUACCUGUACGCCUGGGGCAUCUGGUUAG
This is a messenger RNA of Talaromyces marneffei, 648 nucleotides long. RefSeq lists its product as uncharacterized. NCBI's taxonomy places the organism in Eukaryota, Fungi, Ascomycota, Eurotiomycetes, Eurotiales, Trichocomaceae. Gene Ontology annotation, molecular function: polygalacturonase activity. The transcript has a single exon. The coding region runs from base 1 to 648 and encodes 215 amino acids. The record is from RefSeq and is a predicted model, not a curated record. Gene Ontology annotation, biological process: carbohydrate metabolic process.